Molecule: messenger RNA, 2756 nt
Organism: Venturia canescens
Lineage: Eukaryota; Metazoa; Arthropoda; Insecta; Hymenoptera; Ichneumonidae
Product: cyclin-dependent kinase inhibitor 1-like
Exons: 3
Coding region: 872-1879 (335 amino acids)
Biological process (GO): negative regulation of cyclin-dependent protein serine/threonine kinase activity; DNA damage response; regulation of G1/S transition of mitotic cell cycle
Cellular component (GO): nucleus; cyclin-dependent protein kinase holoenzyme complex
Molecular function (GO): cyclin-dependent protein serine/threonine kinase inhibitor activity
Source: RefSeq, a predicted model, not a curated record
UCUUUACAUUUCCACAUCGCUCGUCGCCAUAAGCUUCUCGACUUCUAUUUAUUCUCGUGUCAAUUCGUCGUUUGCUCACGUGCUUCAAACUCCUCCGAUCGUCCCCUCAAAGCCGUGCUGCUCGACCAGCUUUUUCUUCUUCAUUCUUCGAGUAAUUUCGUAAUAUUCGAGUCAUGUUCGUUCUGAGGCUCUACAAGAGUGCGCGAAAAAACUCGAAUUUUCCUUCCCGAGCUACCGGUUUUUAAGGGCAUUGAAAUCACACUCGCGAGCAUUCGCUCUUCUUCGAGCUGUCGUCAUCGAGACCUUGCAUUUAUAUUCGCGCUCGAGCACGUGUGCAAUCGCAUCCUUAUCUGCGCUCUUAAACUAUUAUUCACUGGCUAUCGACAGCGAUAAGAUAACGUCGAUAUUAAGCUUCUCUUUAAAGAGCUUCAUGUGGCAUAUCGAAGCUCGUAACAUUCGUCGCUCGUGCGUCUCUGUCCACUCGGCGAUUACGAUGCACGAGGCUUGUUACUGGAAUGGGAAAGUUCGCGGAGCACGACUUUCGCCGGCGACUGGAUCCAAUGAGUUAGACAAGAUUCGUGUCCGUGGUGACUCGCUGGCGCAGAAUUUCAGUGGGGAGAGUUUCGAAGAUUCGGAAAAUAUUUUCGACCAAUUUCGCCGAUCGUUCAGCCCGGAAAUCCGCGUUUUUCCAUCAGGCGGAAAACCCUUCAUCCGGAACUGAAAAUCCACCAGCUCUCGAUUCCCGUUUUCGCCUUUCGUUCUUCCGAAGUUCGAGUCGCUUUUUCGCUAGACUUGGCCUCACAGCUGACGUCCUGACGUCCAGCAAAUUUGUCCUAAUGAAGUCCCCAAUUAGCGUCGAUCAACAAGGAAAAUGAGUAAUCGCGGGCGUUCAGCUGCCCACCGGGACGGAGAGCUUCGAACCUUUUUGGGGCAGAAUGAGCCGAAAACAGGGUUUCUCCGGUGCGAGAAGUGUCCAUAUGCUUGUAGCUUCGAUCGCGUUCCAUCGACGGAAAGGAAGGAGCCGGUUCGCACGCGGCGACAGAGUUUAGUCGAGUGCGCGCGCAGGCUGAGUCAUCCCUUGCGCGUGGCGGAGUCUCCCCUCGCGAUGAAGCCACCCCCACGAGGAAGGACGGCCGAAAAAUCGAUCGCGAUUCGAAUGCUCGCGUCGGUUUCGCAGCUCAGACGCCCGAGCGUCUGGCGCGCUGUGCAAUUCUCGGAAAAUUCUCCUAUCGCGUUACGCAAUUGUCGCGAGUUUUGCGCGAUACGUGCACUCGCGGAGGCACGUCAGCUGAUAGACGCGUCUGACGCUCGAGCGUGGAAAAGACCGUUUCGUCGAAACAGUUCCGCGAGCGCCUGGCAUAACGCGAGCCCGACUCGCUUCGCUCCUCCUCGAUACCGCAGAGAAUCAACCUUUUUCAAUCUUCAUCGUCGCUUUUCUCUAUUCCACUCUCGCAUCAGUCUCAAGGACUCGAUGAAGUACGAAAACAGUCCAGCUCGACUCGCGAUGCAAGACGGCAACGGAGACGUGCGGGAAGCUUUUACGAGACGAAUUCCGGCGAACGGAAACGUGCGAAGAAGGUUGUUCGUCGACGCGGAUGAAAACGAGGGGCACGGUCAAGGUCUCUCUGAAAAUCGGACGAACGAAUUUUUCGAGGAUGCUCGCAACAACCUCGAGCAGGCGAAAGAACGAUGGAACUUUGAUUUCGUGACCGAAACACCGCUGCCUGGAAACUACGUUUGGGUGAAGCUCGACAAAGAUGGUAAAGAGGUGCCAGCUCCAGACUCCCCUGGGCAGAAAGACGUGAGCGAAAGCACGAGUGAUCGCGGGGCGUGCCAACUAACCAGGAUUCAAAUGAUGGCAAAGUUGGACGAUCAGUAACCGAAAUUUUCUCGGAUUUCUCGGAUAUUUUGAUAUUGAGAGGACACUUUGUUACUCGAGUAUUAGAUUUUUCGUGUCGAUAUUCAAUUGGAAAUACAAGCGAGGUCAUUGGAAGGAAGUACGAUCACGAGGUCGAGUCCCGGCUUCGGAAGUUGAUUUGAUUUCACGAAAAUUUAUGUCUCGCGGAGUCUGUCGACCGGAAGUGUCGUCAACGGAGUUUUUCUUCCCCAGGAUCCAAAUUUCGCCUUCCAAAAUUGGAUGCUGAUCGACUGACCUCAGAAAUAUGGUAAAAAACCAAAAAAAUGUAACCACGUUGCAUGCUUACAGGAGAAAUGGUACAAAAAAUGUUCAACUUCCGGUUAAAAUUCGAAGGGCACCGACAGACUACUGGGCAUGAGGGCUCGGAACAGCUGAACUCUGUUUCUUCGUCCCACGAGCUUUUCUUGAGCCCCAGGAAAUGAUCGUACUUCCUUGAACUAGUCAGACAGCUCAAGUUUUUGCUCGAAUGAGUAAAAAGCCUUCUCGAUUAAAAUACGAAACCAAAGUUUCGGGUCAGUGAUGAGAGCGAGGAUUUUCGGAGGCUUUUAUUUAUUCUCGUAUUGUGUGAACUUGAGGAGUCCAAUCUGAUAUUGAAAGCGAGCUUUCCACGCAACGAAAUUGCCUUUCUUUUUUUUAUAUUCUUAGAACUGUCGAAUUACCAUUGAUUUUAAUCAGCAGAAAAUUUAUUAAAUUAUUUAUUAAUACUUUUUUAAUGUGCAAUAUUUAAAAAUCUGUAUUCAUCAUUAUACUCAUACGUAUGACCAGCGCGAGAUUCAUCGUCGCAUUACGUUUUGUAGAAAAACCAAUAAUUAUUGUAAUAUAUUUAUACAACAUUUGA